GGCUCCGGGCCGGCAAGGCUGGGCCGCGGCUCCGGGCGGAGUGCGCGGACGCGGGAUGUGAGCUCAGAACCCUCGACUGCUGGCGGGCAGGCAGCCGCAGGCGGGAACUGCCCGGGGUCUGCUUGCCACCCGGCUGAGAGGAGAUCGCCUCCAAGAGACGCACCGAGAGUAUGAGGCCCUGGCCUCUGCUGGCUACUCUCUCGUGACCACUUCCACCACGGCGGAGCCUUCCAAGCCUACCUCCUGCCGUGUGGUGAUCUACCUGCAGCGGGAGAUGUCGGGGGAUACCUGUCUGUGCCCAGCCUCAGGGGCCAAGCCCAAGCUAAGCGGCUUCAAGGGAGGAGGGCUGGGCAACAAGUACGUCCAGCUCAACGUGGGCGGCUCCCUGUACUACACCACCGUGCGUGCACUCACCCGCCAUGACACCAUGCUCAAGGCCAUGUUCAGUGGGCGCAUGGAGGUGCUGACCGACAAAGAAGGCUGGAUCCUCAUAGACCGAUGUGGAAAGCACUUUGGCACCAUUCUGAAUUACCUCCGAGACGACACCAUCACCCUCCCUCAAAACCGGCAAGAAAUCAAGGAAUUGAUGGCUGAAGCCAAAUAUUACCUCAUUCAGGGGCUGGUGAACAUGUGCCAGACUGCCCUGCAGGACAAGAAGGACUCCUACCAGCCUGUGUGCAACAUCCCCGUUAUCACAUCCCUGAAGGAGGAGGAACGGCUCAUCGAGUCCUCCACCAAGCCCGUGGUGAAGCUGCUGUACAAUAGAAGCAACAACAAGUAUUCCUACACCAGCAACUCUGACGACCACCUGCUAAAAAACAUCGAGCUUUUUGACAAGCUCUCUCUGCGCUUCAACGGCCGCGUGCUCUUCAUCAAGGACGUCAUUGGCGACGAGAUCUGCUGCUGGUCCUUCUACGGCCAGGGCCGGAAGCUGGCGGAGGUGUGCUGCACCUCCAUCGUGUAUGCCACGGAGAAGAAGCAGACCAAGGUGGAGUUCCCAGAGGCUCGAAUCUAUGAGGAGACACUCAAUGUCCUACUCUAUGAGACCCCCCGAGUCCCCGACAACUCCCUGUUGGAGGCCACGAGCCGUAGCCGCAGCCAGGCUUCCCCCAGUGAAGACGAGGAGACCUUUGAGCUGCGGGACCGUGUGCGCCGCAUCCACGUCAAGCGCUAUAGCACGUACGAUGACCGGCAGCUUGGCCACCAGUCUGCCCACCGCGACUGACGAGACCCCGAGUCGGGCACAGGUCUGUCUCCUGUCCUGUGGCCACCCCUGCUGCUACUGGCUGGGUCUCUGCUCCAGCAUCCACAGUCCUGACAGGUCCCACCUGGGACUGGGCAGGGGAGGGACCAAGUCCCUUGUCUUGCUGCCCUGAACAUUUCCAGAUGACUGAGUCCUGACCCACUUGCUUAGCCUCUUUCCUGCCCACGGGGAGCUUCUGCUCUGGGGUGAACAGACUGACCUACACACCUCCUGCUAAGACUGUCCCCCAGGCGCUUUGCUCAGCCCCUUUCCUCUGUGAAGGGCUAGUACCCCGCAGAUCGCAGUUAAGGCCCUGGAGGAAUGGAUUCAUUCUAGGGCAAAGGUGGCUUCCAGUGCUGUGGAAGUGGUUUUCUUUUUAAUAGAAGGUGGGGCUUCUUUCUUAAGGUGUUUAAGUACAGGCUUGAUGAGUUUGAUAUUUUUUAAAUAAUCUAGGAAAUGAAUGGUUUUAAGUCUAAUACUGAGGGGGCUGGGCAUUUCUGUUCCCCUCCCAGGGUGCCAAGACCCUAUGUAAGGCAGAAAACCCUUGGCCUUUCUUGAAGCCUGUGGGAUCUGUUCUUUAAAGCACUUUGUACUGUUA
This is a messenger RNA of Tupaia belangeri chinensis (Chinese tree shrew), 1841 nucleotides long. It is a transcript of the gene TNFAIP1, whose product is annotated as TNF alpha induced protein 1. Gene Ontology annotation, cellular component: Cul3-RING ubiquitin ligase complex. Bases 275 to 1225 code for a protein of 316 amino acids. Gene Ontology annotation, molecular function: ubiquitin-protein transferase activity; protein binding. NCBI's taxonomy places the organism in Eukaryota, Metazoa, Chordata, Mammalia, Scandentia, Tupaiidae. The transcript is spliced from 7 exons. Gene Ontology annotation, biological process: protein ubiquitination; protein homooligomerization; negative regulation of Rho protein signal transduction. The record is from RefSeq and is a predicted model, not a curated record.